This is a messenger RNA of Lachancea mirantina, 1248 nucleotides long. Lineage: Eukaryota; Fungi; Ascomycota; Saccharomycetes; Saccharomycetales; Saccharomycetaceae. The record is from the annotation of a GenBank genome assembly.
AUGGACGCUCCAACAGGACUUUCAUUUGGUCAUAUAGCAUACCUGACAUUUGAGUCGGUGUUGAAAGUUGUCAUUGUUUCAUUUGCAGGGUUUUGGUGUGCGUAUACCGGGCUUUUGCCCAAAGAGGGGCAAAAGAUCAUUUCAAGGAUCAAUGUCGAUCUUUUGACACCGUGUCUGAUUUUCAGCAAGCUUGCCAAGAGUUUGUCGAUGGCCAAGAUAUUAGAAAUCGCUGUAAUUCCGGUAUUUUUUGGACUUUCACUGGGAGUUUCAUUCUUGUCCGGCAAAAUAAUGAGUCGAAUACUGCGUCUUGACAAGGAAGAGACGAAAUUUGUCGUGGCAAAUUCGAUCUUCGGGAACAGUAAUUCGUUGCCGGUCUCGUUGACGGUUUCACUGGCGUAUACUUUGCCAGGUCUGCUGUGGGAUGAGAUCGCGAACGAUAACAGAGAUAACGUCGCCAGUAGAGGUAUCCUCUACUUGCUGAUUUUCCAGCAGUUAGGCCACGUGAUCAGGUGGUCCUAUGGUUAUAACACACUUCUACGCUGGUCUGAUGAUGAUCGUCGGCAAUUACCACGGCCCGUGAGUGCAGACCAGUUGAACGUUACAGAACCGGAAAUGGUCGAGAUGGACGAUUCGAUCGGAACAAGUGCGACGUCGUACUCUUCCGUGAAACAGUUGCGGAAUUUUUGCAUGAAGGUUUUCUACAAAAUCAAGUCCACCAUGAAUCCACCUCUGUGGUCCAUGGUUUUAAGUGUCAUGGUGGCCUCAAUCCAUCCUAUUCAGCAUGAACUUUUCAGCAAGGACGGGUUUAUUAACAACACACUAUCUGAGGCCAUUUUCGAACUGGGUGCCAUAUCUAUCCCACUUAUCCUGAUAGUCCUAGGAUCCAACUUGUAUCCAUCCAAGGACACCCCACAAAAAACACACAACUACAACAAAAUGAUCUUGGGGUCUAUUGUGGGUAGAAUGAUCCUUCCCUCAUGCUUCAUGCUGCCCAUCAUCGCCGUAUGUGUGAAAUACAUCAGAGUGAGCAUUUUGGAUGACCCCAUUUUCCUUGUGGUGGGGUUCAUUCUCACAGUGUCUCCUCCUGCCAUCCAGCUCACACAAAUCACGCAGCUCAACGAGUUUUUCGAGAGCGAAAUGGCCGGAGUGCUGUUUUGGGGCUAUGUGGUACUCAGUUUACCUGUCAGCAUCACCGUUGUCAGUGCUGCGAUGACGGUGCUAGAAUGGGCUCGGGAAUCCAACAUGUAA